AUGUGUUCGGAUUUGGAAGAAGAUAAACAAGAUCUUGAAAAAAAGGUUUUUCCGAUUGGACUUCCUACUGAUUUUUUUGGAAGUCAAGCUACAUUGGCUAGGUUCACUAAUGUAGAUGAUGAUUGGAAACAAAAGCUUCAAGGUAAAUUCUUGAUAGUUAAACGCUACAUUAGCCGAAGUGACAAGAAACCAUCUAGACUCAAAAGGUUUUCCUCAAAGAUUGACUCAUCAACAUCUAAAGAUUAUAAAGUUGGUAGGAAGAUAAUUGUUGAGAAGAAAGGACCAAAGUGUUUCAAUUGUGGAGGCACUGAUCACUUCUCUGGGGAGUGUAUAUCCAAGAAGAUGGAUACAAAUGAAGAUUAUGAUGAAAAUUAUAAGAAGUUGUUGGCCUCUCUGAAGAGGCAAAACAUUGAUGUAAAAAUCUUGGUAGCAGAAGUAGAUAGUUGGGUGGAUGAUGAAAAGUCAUCUGAGGAAGAUCAACCAAAGGACAAGUGUUUUAUAGCACACAUUGAUGUGUUUGUCACUUAUGAAGGAAGUAACGAUGCAAGCACUUUUAAAGCUAAUCUAGAUAAAGCUGAUAAGGAUUCAAAGAUAGUGGACUGGGAUUCAACAUCUUUAUAUAAGGUAAACAAACUUUUCAACUCUUUUGAUAACGAAAAAUGCAUGAUGUUUGAGAUCAAAAAUUUUCAGCAAUACAUACAUAAAUCAAAAUCUUGUUGA
Messenger RNA from Lactuca virosa, 720 nucleotides. Lineage: Eukaryota; Viridiplantae; Streptophyta; Magnoliopsida; Asterales; Asteraceae. The record is from the annotation of a GenBank genome assembly.